AGGAUCACUGUCAGUUAAGAAAGCUGUCAUUUAUGCAAGAAGUGAGCUGUUGAAUGUCUCACGAAAUCAUUGUUAUUAUACAAUAAAGUGGUGAGCCAAGAACAAGGAAGAUGUUUUCUCCGCGGGUCCUGAAGUCUGCAUCGUCCCUAAUGUGCAGAGGGUUUUCCACGGGUCAAAUGUGCCGACAAGGGAAAGCACCAGAUAUGGCUGAGGGAAACACAUUUUUACUUGUGAGCAAUGUUCGCAACAGGCUGAGGGAGAUAGUCGGAGCAUCCACCAACUGGAAAGAUCAUCAGCAAGCAUUAGCUGAGCGUGCAUCACUAAGCCAGUAUCUCGCACAGAGUCAAGAUGAACUUCCUGCAAAGACAAUGAAGGACAGCGCAAUUGAGGCGCAUCUUCCUCUGGGUACCCAGCCUGCCUUGAGAGAGAAAUACCUCAACUAUCACAACAGUGUCAGGUUUGGAAGGAUUUUGGAGGACUUGGACAGUUUAGCAGUGCUCAUCUGUUACUCUCACACAUGGAAUAAGGAGCUGAAAAGAUCUCCACUGUCUAUUGUCACCGCCCUAGUGGACAAGAUCGACAUGAGAAAAAACAUCAUCUACCCUGACUGUGACAUCAAGUUCACAGGUCAUGUGACGUGGGUUGGCAAAACCUCAAUAGAAGCUAAAAUGCACAUGUCUCAGUAUCAUGAUGGGGCGUACACUGAUGUAUUAGAUGCCACUUUUGUAAUGGUGGCUCGAGAUCCUGAAAACAAAAGGGCAGCUUUUAUAAACCCACUAAAACUAGAGAGUCCAGAGGAAGAGGCAAUUUUUCAGCAAGGAGAGAUUAACAAGACAAGGCGUGUGGAGCUGAGCACAGCAUCUCUUCUGAAAGUGGCUCCUACAGCUGAGGAGAGGACUCUCGUUCACAACCUGUUCCUCAACACUCUAGACACACGAACUGUCAGCUUUCGGAGUCGUAUUUUACCACCCAACUCCGUGUGGAUAGAAGAUGCCAAAAUGAAAGGGCUUGAGAUUUGCCAUCCACAAGAAAGAAAUAUCUUCAACCGGAUAUUUGGUGGAUUUUUGAUGAGAAAGGCCUAUGAACUUGGUUGGGCGAAUGCUUGUGCAUUUGCUGGAUGCAGACCAACGCUGGUGGCUGUAGAUGACAUUGUAUUUCGAAAGCCAGUAGAAAUCGGCUCUUUGCUAUUGCUGUCCUCACAGGUUUGUUACACUGAAGGGAUGCACAUCCAGGUCAGGGUUCACACAGAGGUGCUUGACCCAUUGACCCGGCAACACAGCACCACAAAUGUGUUUCACUUUACUUUUCGUGUUGAGAAGGAUAUCCCAGCUAUUGUUCCACAGAGCUAUGGAGAGUCUAUGCUUUACCUGGAUGGAAAGAGGCACUUUGAUGAGACCAUGAGGAGCCAAGGUUGAGCAUCUGGGAUGUGCUGAUAGGAUGAGAUUCCUGCCAAAGCUGCGAUGAUGGUCACCGCUGUAGUUACAUGAGAGUGUAUGUGUGGAUUCGACUAUUAGUUUUUUAGUUCCGUUCAUUUUAUAUUCACAAUAUAUUUUAUUGUUCGCUGCAUUUUAUAUAAAUGUAACAUAUUCUUUUUUUACAAUUGUAAACUUGCAGUGGGAGAGGAGCAUUUAGUGAAAUGGUUUUGCUUGAUUGUGGCAAUAUUAAACCUAUUUAGUCAUUAAAGUGCCCCUAUUAUGCCAUUUUUACGGUUCCUAAUAUUGUUUUGGGAGUCUCCU
Molecule: messenger RNA, 1736 nt
Organism: Sinocyclocheilus rhinocerous
Lineage: Eukaryota; Metazoa; Chordata; Actinopteri; Cypriniformes; Cyprinidae
Gene: acot9.1
Product: acyl-CoA thioesterase 9, tandem duplicate 1
Exons: 16
Coding region: 111-1415 (434 amino acids)
Biological process (GO): acyl-CoA metabolic process
Cellular component (GO): mitochondrion
Molecular function (GO): fatty acyl-CoA hydrolase activity
Source: RefSeq, a predicted model, not a curated record